AGCGAUUUAGCUUUCUCCUAAAAGAAAAGAAAGAGCUUGGUAUAGUCAAGAACUGCUUUCUGGCUUUCUGGCUUUGAUCAUCGUUUUUGUUCUCCUUCUUCAUAUCUGCCUCUUCCCCUCUUUUUCAACAUGCGUCACACUCGCCGCUUAUUCUGUCACGUGCCUGCAGCGUAAAGGGAGGGAAGCGACCACUUGAGUGUAGGGCUUGUCGUUGUUGAUGAAGGUAUGUAUUACAAUUUUGAGAGAAUGGAGCAUGGAUACAUUCUUGCAUUGCCUGCCCCGAAACAGAAAGAAGAUGUGAUUAGUGAGGUGAAGUCCAAUUGGAAGAAGAGAGUAGUGGAUUCCAAGGUGACGACACCAGUUGAAGAUUACAUCCAAAGGAGUGGCAAUGAAAUUGGAACUGGAGAGACCAAACCCAAAAGAGAGUUUGAAUCAGCCACAUGGAUAAGUGCAAUUCCAAAGUAUGGAGAGGAAGUUGCAACAGGAAGCAGAAAAGCCAACCGGAAGAGAUCCACUAAGAAGAAUGCGUUGGUGGAAGAUAGCAUGGUUCUUCCUCUCUUUCAAAGCAAUAAUGAGAAUGUUGAUGCUGAUUUAAUAGAUUAUGACACUGAGGUUGGAUCCAUUGCAUUGCCAGAUUCGGGUAUAAGCUUCCUUAAGGAUAAGCCGCUACAGGAGAUUGGAAGUGAAUUUGAAGCUGGAAAUGUUAAAUUUGAGAAGAAAAAAAGGAAGAGAGCUGGUGACGGGAAGAUGCAAGAUAGUGGGAAUGAUGCUGAAGAGGCCGAUGCUAAGAAAGCAAGACCACUUGCUACUUUUAGAUACGUCUCCCCAUACUUUCAUAAUGAUGGUGGGAAGAAGAUUAAACAACUGGGAUUUGAAAGUUGUGAUGAUUCUGUUGCUCUGACUGCAACUUCUAGAGACUUCCCUGAAAAUGAACAGCGAGAAAGUGGAAAAGAUGUUGCAAACAUUGCAGUUAGGCCCAAAGGGAGGAGAAAGCCCAAGUAUGAAGAAAUUUCCAAGGAGCAUUCUGAGGUUCGAAGGGUUUCUCCAUACUUUCAGAAUAAUAAUAUGAAGAAAACAGUUUAUGAGGAAGUGGCUGACAAGAAACAUGAUUUUCAGCUUGUCCCUUCAGUGGGUACCCAUGGAGACAUCUUACAAGACAAUUUGGGUGAUAAUGAAGAUAUACUUGUAAAUAGCAUGAUCAAAUCGAAGAAGCAUGAGCCUGUGGAGGAGCAUCAAAUUCAAAGGGUGUCCCCUUUCUUUCAAAUUAACAGUGAGAAGCUUGAUUCCAAAUCACAUUGGCAUGACUGUGAGACUAGAUCUGUUUCUUUAAUAUACACCAAUGGGUGCUUCCUUGAAGCUAAUUUGACUCAGAAUGGAAAGAUUAAAUCCAAAAAGAAGCAAACAGGCACCGCAGAUAAGCUGCAUGAGAACAGAAGCGCUGCUGAAACAAGUGGUGUUUCACCAAAGACGAAAAUGUUUGAUCAGGAAAUUAUAGCCCAUGAUGCUGUUAUACCUGUUUUCCCUUGUUCAAAUAAAGAUGGGGUUGCAAUUAAAUCUAGGAAGAGGAGAAAGGCUGUGAAUCAGCGAACUGAUGUUGAACAGGAUGAGAUCCGGAAGGUUUCUCCUUACUUUCUUAAAUACAAUGAGAAGAAGACUGUUAGUGUAGAAUCACUUGACCACGAAGGUAAAUUUGAUUCUGUUGCUUCAGGUGCUUGUGGAGUCAUUAUAGAAGACAAUGAACAUAUUGCAAAAAGGAUCAAACCCAAAGUGAAGAAACCUUCUAAGAAGCACACUAUGUUUCAGCAUGCUCAUACUAGAAAGGUUUCCCCUUUCUUUCAAAGUGGCAAUGAGUGGAAGGCUGAUGAUGAAUCAUGUUAUAGUGGUGAGAUUGGAUUUAUUGCUUUGUCAGGUUCUGGUGGAAGCUUCCCCAAAGAUAUGCUGCUGGAGGAUCUAAAUGGAAAGAUUAAAUCCAAAGAGAAGAAGAAAACCAUUGCAGAUAAGCUGCAAGAGAAUGGAAAUAAGAUCGAAAUUAGUAAUAUCAAUUAUAAGAAGAAAGUACCCAAGGUUAGGAAAAUUUUAGUCAAUGGUGCUGUUAGAUAUGUCUCCCCAUAUUUUCAUAAUGCUAGUGGGAAGAAGAAUAAUGUUAAAACCUUGAAUGAUGAAGGCAAGUCUGAAGUUAUUGCUUUACAUACCUCUCAAAACAUAAUGGAUGAUAUAUCGCAGGAAACUCAUAACAUGAGGAAGCAUAAACAACGGGGCAAACAUGAAAGCCAUCUGGGUUCUGUUGCCUUAACUGCUGCUUCUGGAAACUUAUUUGAGGCUGGACUACAAGAAAGUAAAAAUGAAGUUGGAACAGUUAAAAUUCUCCCCAAGAAGAGAAAAAGUAAAAGACCAAAAGCAUUGCAAGAUGCAGAUAUAAAGGUUUCCCCUUACUUUCAGAACCAGUGGUUAGUAGGAUGUGAACAAGUUGACAAGGCUAAGAAAGGGCGGAAAAAGUGUAACAUAAUUAAUAAGCAACUUUCAGCUGAAGAGAAGAAGGAUGAGGCAUACAAAAAAAGAACUCCUGAUAAUACAUGGAAACCACCACGUUCGCCCUUCAAUCUCCUUCAAGAACCUCAUGCUUAUGAUCCUUGGAGGGUGUUGGUUAUAUGCAUGCUUUUGAACCGUACUACUGGUGGACAGGCAGGACCGGUUAUAUUGGACCUGUUCAAUUUAUGUCCGGAUGCAAAAUCUUGCACUCAAGUUGAGCAAGAGAAAAUAGAAGAAAUAAUAAAGAGCCUAGGUCUCCAAAAGAAAAGGUCAAGAAUGUUACAGCGCUUUUCUGAGGAGUACUUGAAUGGAAAUUGGACUCAUGUAACUCAAUUGCAUGGGGUUGGAAAGUACGCAGCUGAUGCUUAUGCUAUAUUUUGUACGGGAAAGUGGGAUCGAGUAACGCCCACUGAUCACAUGUUAAACCAUUAUUGGGAGUUCCUUCAUGAAACCCAUGGGAUGGGAUAUGAUAAGGAGCUUGAUGUAAUGAAAAUACCGGGAGAGAAUGUAAUUUCUAACAUGUGAAUCACUCGUGAAAAUACCACAUUAAGGUAUACCUGCUCCAGUUGUGUUAUUGUUAAUAACAAAAGUCAUUAUCUUCUA
Messenger RNA from Arachis ipaensis, 3132 nucleotides. Lineage: Eukaryota; Viridiplantae; Streptophyta; Magnoliopsida; Fabales; Fabaceae. The record is from RefSeq and is a predicted model, not a curated record.